AUGGCAGCGACUGAGCCGGCUGUGUUGCUGUCGUCGCCAUCCUCUUUGCAAGCUGGCCCGGCCCCAGCCCCAGCCCCAGAGGCAGCGGGGACAGCUGCAGCUGCGGCUGUCAACGAGUCAGCGAAGGCUGCAGCCGCGCCGGCCAGCUCGGGAGCCGAAACCGGGGUCUCCAAAGCCGCGAUGGCCUCUAAGUUGUUGUCUCUGAGCGGCGUGUUCGCGGUGCACAAGCCCAAAGGGCCCACUUCAGCCGAGCUGCUGAAUCGGUUAAAGGAGAAGCUGCUGGCAGAAGCUGGAAUGCCAUCUCGAGAAUGGACUAAACGGAAAAAGCAGACAUUGAAAAUUGGCCAUGGUGGGACUCUAGACAGUGCAGCCCGAGGAGUGCUGGUGGUUGGAGUUGGAAGGGGAACAAAAAUGUUGAGCAGUAUGUUGUCAGGGUCCAAGAGGUAUAUUGCUGUGGGAGAACUGGGGAAAGCUACAGACACACUGGAUUCUACUGGUAAAGUGACAGAAGAAAAGCCUUAUGAUAACAUCACACAAGAAGAUAUUGAGGGCAUUCUGCAGAAAUUUACAGGAACUAUCAUGCAAGUCCCACCUCUCUAUUCUGCAUUAAAGAAAGAUGGACAAAGACUGUCAACUUUGAUGAAGAGAGGACAGAUGGUGGAAGCAAAGCCAGCCAGGCCUGUCACAGUCUAUAGUCUUUCCCUUCAGAACUUCCAGCCACCCUUUUUUACAUUGGAUGUUGAGUGUGGAGGCGGUUUUUAUAUCAGAAGUUUGGUCAGUGACAUUGGCAGAGAGCUUUCUUCCUGUGCCAAUGUGCUAGAGCUGACCCGGACAAAACAGGGCCCGUUUACCCUAGAGGAGCACGCCCUUCCCGAAGACAAAUGGACCAUCGACGACAUUGCCCAGUCCCUGAAACACUGCUCAACUCUUCUUCCAGCAGAGCUGGCACUUAAAAAAUCAAGACCAGAGGAGUCUGGAGAGCAGGUUUUGAGCUGUGAAUCCAUAACUCUAAAUAAGAUCAAGGAAGAGGAUGAUAUAAUUAAGACAUAAGUUUGGCUUGAGAUUCCAUCUCUUCUGUAGUUGACAUUUGAAUCUUGCGUGCAAAAUGACAAAGCUAUGUCGUGCAAAAGACAGACGGGUUAUUUUUAUUUUUUGCAUGAAGAAAAAUGCACAUUGUUUACAAUUUCUGUAUUGUACAGUAUAUAAUCUGCUGUGCAUUAUGAAUAGCCUUAGAGUUGUUUGUUUUUUUGCUGUACAAUGAAAUAGUCCCUUUUGGUAGUAAUUAUGCUGUUAGACUCAAUUCAGGAAAGUCGACUUUCUGAUUUGGAUUCUCUUCAAAGUCUUUUCCUGUGAAAGAAUUGAACACGUUUUUCAAUCAAAGAGAAAAAAUAAACUACAUAUUUCUUUGGUGUCAUAAAAAUGAAU
This is a messenger RNA of Suncus etruscus (white-toothed pygmy shrew), 1425 nucleotides long. It is a transcript of the gene TRUB1, whose product is annotated as TruB pseudouridine synthase family member 1. The record is from RefSeq and is a predicted model, not a curated record. Lineage: Eukaryota; Metazoa; Chordata; Mammalia; Eulipotyphla; Soricidae. The transcript is spliced from 8 exons. Bases 1 to 1050 code for a protein of 349 amino acids. Gene Ontology annotation, cellular component: mitochondrion. Gene Ontology annotation, biological process: mRNA pseudouridine synthesis; tRNA modification. Gene Ontology annotation, molecular function: RNA binding; pseudouridine synthase activity.